This is a messenger RNA of Funneliformis geosporum, 410 nucleotides long. Lineage: Eukaryota; Fungi; Glomeromycota; Glomeromycetes; Glomerales; Glomeraceae. The record is from the annotation of a GenBank genome assembly.
CUGAUCUUAUAUGCUUUCAUCCUGUAUUUUUAUCUCAAGAAAAUAAACCUCAAAUUUGUGUUGAACUUCAAUUAGCUGUAUUUCUUUGUCGACUUGGUUCUACUGGAAGUUUGUUUAAAUGGCCUAUUUUGGAAGAACGUAAAAAAGUUCAUAAAGGGUUUGAAGAUUUAGGAGGGUUAAAAAAUAUAAUUGGAACAGUUAAUAGAACACAUAUUCUUAUGAAAAAUGCUUCAAACAAAGAUCCAGAAAUUUAUUUUACUCGAAAAAAAAGUUAUACUAUUCAUUAUCAAGGUAUUGUAAAUGACAGAGGGAUUUUUACUAGUUUUGAUGUAGAUUGGCCUGCUUUAGUACAUAAUGCUCGAGUUUUUAGAAAUUCUUCUUUUUAUAAAGAUUAUUCUAAUUUUAUUUAA